Molecule: messenger RNA, 1719 nt
Organism: Linnemannia hyalina
Lineage: Eukaryota; Fungi; Mortierellomycota; Mortierellomycetes; Mortierellales; Mortierellaceae
Source: the annotation of a GenBank genome assembly
AUGCUGUCGUCGCUCUCCGUCCACAUCACACAGCGCUAUCACGGGCCAUUAAGCAGGACGCUAUCGUCGGUUACUUUCCGCCGGACGUCGUCGCCACUCUGGGGACAAGGAGUGGCAGGAACAGGAUUCGCCAACGCCAUUCGAGUCGGGAUCCAGACAAGUCGAUCUGCCCAUGGAGCAACAACAGCUGCAACAUCCGAUGCAACGGCUGCAUUCAUGUCGAAGCAUCCUGCAUUACCCACAGCAACCCUUCCAAAGCGAGGACUUGUGCUCUCGAAACUGGGCUUUGGCGCCUACCGCGUUAAUUCUUCACAGUCGGCGCAUAAGGCGGCUCUUGUCAAGGCUGUUCAGGCUGGUGUUAAUGUCAUCGAUACAAGUUCGCACUUUGGACAUGGUGCUUCCGAAAAGUUCAUUGGCGAGGCAUUGGGUGAUCUGUUCAAGCAGGACGCGAUCAAGCGCGAGCAAGUGGUAGUGGUAUCCAAGGCAGGAUUCAUCUUGCCUCCAACAACAGAGUUCCCCACACAGGAUCUCGAAAACGUCCCUUCCUACGCCGCCAUCUCCUCGACAUCCUACCAUUCCAUCCACCCAAACUACCUCAAAGCCCAGAUCUCCCAAUCCCUGGAUCGACUCAAAAUGGAAAAACUCGACAUUUUCAUGCUCAACAACCCCGAACGCAUGUUGGGCGACCGGAUGUUGCCCGGCGGGUUUAGCAAGUCGAGGCUGUAUAAGGAGAUCGCAGAGGCGUUCGCCUACCUGGAUACGGAGGUUGAGACUGGACGGAUUGGCGGGUAUGGGAUCUGUUCAAACGCGUUGCAUAUCCCGACGACGGAGGAUCAUUUGUCGCUGAAGGCGAUCUUGAAGACAAGGCAGGACUUUGGGUGGAAGUUGGAGAAUUUUGUGGCUGUUCAGGCGCCGUUGAACUUGUUUGAGCGCGAUCUUGUCACUGAUGCCGAGUCCACAAAGUCACUCGCCGCCGAAGCCAAGGAAAACGAUAUUUUCGUCUUUACGAACCGGCCUUUGAACGCGAUCGCUGCGGGACAAAUUGUUACAUUGGAAAACAAGGGUCAGCACAGCCGUCAAGAGAAUUCGGUCAAGUUGCUGGAGACGUUGGACUUGGGCUUUUCAUCUCUUGCUAACAUGGAGCUGGACAUCAAGGAUAUGAUUGAAGAGGAGUCUCUCGCCCUGAAAUUUGUCUGGAGCGAGGUCCUCUCAGAGAACCUCACACGACUGUCGUCUAAUUACUUUGCCGCAAAACACUUUUUGGAGCGCGAAGUCCUUCCAGCGAUCGACCGGGACUUGAAGAUCCUCGAGGAUAGUACCCAAAGCGAACCGGAUCUGGAAGAUAAAGAUGCCAUUCUUACUUGGAUCCAUCGAUACCGUCGGGAAGCACAAUCGUUAACAAAGGAUAUUGGAUUGUUCUGUCAACUGGACUCGGACAAGCGGAAUGACGAGCUCAACCUGGUCCUGGGACUGAUCUGCCGUGAGUUUGUGUCGGAUGUCGGCGAAAACAAGGUCGACGACAUUGGGUCCCCCCUCUCGACAAAGUCGAUCCAGUACUGUAUCGCGCACGAGAAUGUUGGGUGCACACUUGUGGGGAUGCGGACACCGGAUUAUGUCCAUGAUGCUGUUGCGGCUGCAGAGGCCAGUCGACGAUUGACGAAGCGCGAUCUUGGGCUUAUUGAACAAUGUCCUCUUCUCUUGAACACUACGUCCGAGUAA